This is a messenger RNA of Volvox carteri f. nagariensis, 159 nucleotides long. RefSeq lists its product as uncharacterized. The annotation marks the transcript as partial. The transcript has 2 exons. The record is from RefSeq and is a predicted model, not a curated record. NCBI's taxonomy places the organism in Eukaryota, Viridiplantae, Chlorophyta, Chlorophyceae, Chlamydomonadales, Volvocaceae.
CCAUGCAAACCCCCGAACUGCAUUAUGCCAGUUAACCCCCCAAAUAGCAUCGGUCCAUGCAAACCCACCGAACCACAUUGCGCCAUUAUGCCAGGCAACCCCCCAAAUAGCUUCGGUCCAUGCAAACCCCCGAACUGCAUUAUGCCAGUUAACCCCCCA